CCGGACACCCCAUGAUGGGUCCUAUACCUAUGGGAUACCAGCUAGCCAAGGAUCCUAUGACCGGACAAAUCCUACUCAUACCAACAGAUCCUAGUCAGAGACCGCCUCAAGGGGUGUGGCCUGGAUACGAUAGUAUAAUGCCUCCAACCUCCUCCCCCUCCCACCUCUCCCCCGCCUCCCAGCACCUUCAGCACCUCAUGAUUCAACAGCAUCAUCAUUAUCUCCAGGAUAAACAGCAGCUACAAUAUCUCCAGCAUGCUGAACUACUGCGCCAGGGUCUUGUUCCUCCCGGCCUUGGACCUCCAGGUCUAAACCUCCCACCUGGUCUACAGUCUAGACCUAGAGUACCAGAAACUAUCACUGUCAGUGAUGAUGAUGAUGACGUGGAAGUUCAAGCCAAGACUCAAGCUUCAACAAUUAAACCAACUCCUUCUCCUGCUCCUGUUGCUCCUCCCCCUCCAGCUGAAACUCUCCCUGGACCUUCUCCUCCUCCUCCCUCUUCCAACCAACCUCCCUCCCCUCACUCACAACCAUCCCUUAGAGUUAAGAAAGAGAUUUUCAAAACAGAAUUUAAGACGGAGAUCUCAGAAAUUGAAGUUGAACCUGAAGCACCACCUGAUCAUGAACCUAUCCUUGAGAUUGAACCUGAACCUGAACCUGAACCUGAUGUAGGAGACUCCAGGCUUUAUUUUAAGCAGGAGAGACUGGAAAAACCUAGUGUAGAGAAUAUAAAACGUGAAGCUUUCGACGUUAAACCUGAUCUAACCUCAUUCUCUGCUCCGUACUCAAACCCCCACCUAGAUCAGUUCAGCUCUCUUCCUCCGACUAAACCUGAACCAUAUUCUCCACCUCUAGCCAGUAAACACGAGCCCUCUUACUCCACAUCGAACCUAAAGGAAGAUACAAAUCUAUCUGAGGCUAGAUGUAUUAAUAAAUCCCAACCUGUUGCCGAUUCUUUCUCAUCUCUUCAAACUCCUAAACUUGAACCUUCUCCUCCUCAUGAACCAGUACUCCCUACACUCCCUACCAUCAGCCCUGGAAUUGAUGUGAAGGUUGAGAAAGUAGUUGAACCUAAACCUGACCUAGAAGUUCCUCUUCACUCUGCUCUAGAGGUUCCCUUGAAACUAGACCUGGUUCAAGAUAUCCACACCAAAGAAUGCGCAGAAACACUUCUAUUUUUCUCCGCCGAAAACUCGACUGUACCCGCCAAAAAUCUAAAAGUGCCCGCCGAUGAUGAAAGCCUAGUCCAAUUUGACCAAGAGAAUGAAGAGUUUGAACUCUCUGGAUUCGAUAUUCUGUUUGAAGGAAUAUCCAAGCUGGAGAAGAUAUCUAAAUAUCGCCGACCUGGAAUGGAUCUACUCUGCUAUGUGACUAGAAAUGAUAGUAUUGAGUACUCCAGUGAUGUGUGGGGAGAGGAUAAAUUGAACCUGGAUCUCCGGAGCAGAAACCUGGAUCUAAACCUUCUCUGUGAUAUGACAGAGCCGGAGUAUACAAGGAUAAUCUCCUGGGUGGAUCCGAUUAUUAAAUACAAGGAACUGUACAAUGUCCGACUGUACCCAAGCCAAGAUGCGGAAAAAUCCGCCAAAGUUUUCAUUGAUGAAAAGGUUCGACAGUACACUAAAGAUCAUCCUGACAACAUUGAGGCUGAGAAGUUUGACAACAUCAAGGCCCUCGGGAAGAUGAUCAAGAAGAUCAAGAAUAUGGAAAUCAUGUCACAGGAGGAGGUGAAUAUUAGAAUGAAAAUAACCCAACUUCAGAAUACAUACAGAGACACACAAAACUCUUUAAAUAAAUUGAGAACACCAAAGAAAAAGACGAUGAAAGGAUCUAAGAACAGAACCCGAGGACCUGGCAGACCGAAAAAGAAGAAGUUUCCGAAUCCUAAAUCUAAGAUGGGACGACCGAGGAAACAGGUUCCGGAACAGGAGAUAGUGUCUACCCUUGAGCAGGCAGAUGAAACAUCCUUCCAGGAUUCUGAUGCUCCGCCUGUUUUGGAACCAGAGGAGCCUCAGGCGGAGGAUGAGGAUGAGUACUCCUCCGCUGGAGGCGGAGGUUCUCUCCUUAAGCCACCCCGUUUAACUGCCUCAAGUCCAACGGCGGAAAAGGACGGCGCUAAUACCUCACUUUCUACUCUUACUUCCAGGUUCAUGAAGGGGAAGGCGAAUCCAUUCGCCAACCUGCUCUCGCAGCUGGCGGCGGGUCCAUCUUCCGCUGCAGAAGCGGCGGAUGAAAUGGAAAAGUUUAGUGAUGAGUCGGGCUCUGAUCCUUGUAGCGAAACCUCUUCUUUUAAGUUUGGAAAAACCUCAAAGCUGAGUUACUGCCUGGAGGCGUAUCAUCAUAACAAGAAGCGGAAGGCGGAGAGACCGAAGAAAAAUUCCGGUGGAAAUUCCGAAACGAUUGUUCCGAAAAAGCCUAAAAAUCUGUUUAUGAUGUUGGAUUUCCAGCGGGGGUUUGGAGUAAAAACCGCCGAGGACGAGUAUACGUUUGAGGAUUCGGAUGGGGAAAAGGAGGAGAAAUCAACAGAUUCCCCACAGCGAUCAUUUUCCCCGCCGCCGGUUCCGUCUCAAGGGAUAAACAGCCGGUGGUCUCAUGAUGAAAUCCAGAAAACAAAUAAACUCCAUGAAGUAGACGAAGAGACAAAAAUGAAAGACGAGUCUAAAGACAAUGAAGAGACGAAUAAGGGAUUACGAUCUGCUCGUCUAAGUCCGGACGAUCUCAAGGAUGGACUAAGAAUACUCGUCCUACAGGACGGAAGGUUUUGGCCCGGACGUGUAAAUUCCACUAAACUAGCGGAUGUGUACGGCGUGGUGAUGGAUACACAGCGCGGCAAUCGUCCCAUCAUUCUCCCUAGAGACGACAUUUUGAAGGAGGCGGUACUUGAGGUACGACCUACCUGGUCAGGUGACCUACCUGCUGGAUCUAGAGUAUGUACCUACUGGAGCUCUGCAUAUUCAUGUUUAUUUCCUGCCACUGUAUCUCCCACCCAGGAGAACAGUCAGAAGGGUCAGAUAUUAGUAGAGCUGGAUGAUGGAGACUCUAGGUUGGUUGAUAUAUCAAGAAUAAGAAUGCUUCCACAGGACUACAGCAGAGUAGUUUAUGAUCCUGAUCCUAUCUCAAGUUUGAGGAAACGAAGGAUUUCUACUGACAGCCAUGACAGCGGAACGAGCUUACAGGACAAAUCCGCGGAAUCAAGAAAAUCCGGGGAACUUAAAAAGUUUUCUAAACCGAAGGAGACCCUGCACAGUACGGAGCAAAAGAAGUUAAAAAUUCAUAAGAAGAAGAAACUGAAAAAGUUGCACAAACACUGUGAUAAGCACAGGCGUCAUAAGGAAGCCCGGUACAUGCAAAAGUAUGCUGUUCGUUCCCCUCCGCGCGCUCGCGAACCUCCAAAGACUUCUGAAUCUUCGGAGGAUUCUUUGGAGGAGAAUUCAGAUCAAAAUAACUCUUCAGACGAAGAGGAUUCUGAGAGCUGCAGGGUUACAGAAGAAGGUGGAGAAGGAGGAGAAGGAGGUAAAGGAGAAGCAGGCUGGAGGUGGGUAGGAGAAGGAUACAGAAGACCAGGAGGAAAAGGGAAGAGUAAGAAGAUGUUCUAUAAAGGAAUACAAAGAGGAGAGCAUCUACUGAAUGUAAACGACUGCGCUGUUUUUCUUUCAACUGGACGUAGUGAUAGACCUUACAUUGGGAGAAUAGAGAUGAUGUGGGAGACGAUGUCGGGAUGUAUGAUGACGAAGGUGAAGUGGUUCUACCAUCCACAGGAGGUUGACACUUGUCCCAGAAAGUUCAGUCUAAAUCUACCGGGUGGACUGUUUCAGAGUCCCCACACGGACGAAAACUCUGUUCUAACGAUCUCUCAUAAAUGCUUUGUUCUGCCUUUCAAGGAGUUCCAGCGAUAUCACGGGGUAGGUCCCGAGGAUCCUGACCUGUACUAUCUGGCCGGGAGCUACGACCCGGCUGGUCUCACUCUUAACUUUCAGCCUGGAGUUCUCAAAUCAGAAGAUUCCGAGUAACAACAAAAUGGCGGAUGACAAAAAUGGCGGGAAACCGAAAUUUUACAAUUAUCGACAUUCCCCAACCCUCAGCUGUGUGAAACUGGAAUUGAACCCUCUAGAGUACAAAAAUAGACAAAGUUAACUGAUAAUUUUAAACGUUUAUAAAAAAGGCUUAUUUUCAUAUGUGUUCAAAGUGAUCAAACUUUAAAUAUUUUCAGCUUUUCAUUUUUAGAAACUUUAUAUAAAGUAGAUUUGCACUUUAUAACUGCUUGUCAAUCUUUUAAAUGUAUGUUUCCACCGCCCCUGUGAUGAAAGAAAUAUUUAAAAAAUAUUUCUCAAAAAUUUGCAAAAUGUUUCUUAGACUUGCUCUUUAUUGAAAGUUUGAAACCGUUGUAUCAAUAUGACAUGAUAUGGUUCCACGUGCUUAAACUCCUCUCUUAAAUGUUGUUUUGGUUUUAAUGUUCAGUAACAAACAUGAAACCAGUUUUAAUUCCUACGAUCGUUGUAUGGUCGUACGUAGAAUUCUCCCGCGGCACCGUGUGUACAUGAUGUAAGUGUUAAAAAAUUUUACAUAAGAAAAAUAGCACAAUUGUACUUGAGUUUGUGUUUGUACAUGUAGUGUUAGUGUGAUACAUCUAGUAGGCUGUGAACUAUAUUAUUCUUAUACAAUACAUUUUCAA
This is a messenger RNA of Eurytemora carolleeae, 4669 nucleotides long. RefSeq lists its product as uncharacterized. Lineage: Eukaryota; Metazoa; Arthropoda; Copepoda; Calanoida; Temoridae. Gene Ontology annotation, molecular function: chromatin binding. The record is from RefSeq and is a predicted model, not a curated record. The transcript is spliced from 15 exons. Bases 12 to 4007 code for a protein of 1331 amino acids.